AACCAUUAAACACAAUGGACAAGCUACGUUUAAUUGCUGAAGUUCACAAGAGACCCGUAUUAUGGGAUACUCAACGUUUAGAUAGGUCACGUCAAGAAAUAACAAACAAAUGGAAUGAUGUUGCCACUAGCAUGGGUGGUAAUGUUUCAGUGACGGCCUGUAAAAAUACAUGGAAACAUUUGCGUGCCUGUUAUCGUGUGGGUAAAAAUCGUUCUAUACGUCGUAUAUGUAAGGAUAAAGCUAACGGUACAUACGACCCCACUAAGAGAAAUUACCGCAAUACGUGGGAGUAUUCGAAGGAAAUGAACUUUCUCGAAAAGGUUAUUAAAGCGAAAAGAACAUUUGAAAUAAAACUUCUAGAUGAUUCCGAUGAAGAGGAGUUACAGUUGUUAUCAAUGAGAUGUACAUAUUCAAAACAACCGGAAAGUGAGGCUCCAUCAUGUCCCAGCGAUAAUGAAAACACUCAAUUUAUUGAUGAUGAUAAUAUAAAAAUAGAAGAAGAAUCUGAUAAUGAAAUCGAUAUGGAUGAUGAAGAAUUUUUAUCAAUACCUAUUAAUCAAAACAAUAGCUUAUCUAAAGGAGCCUCAAACCAAUUCCUUGACGAUCUAGAUUAUAAUUUUUUGAUUAGUUUUAGCGCACAGAUGAAACCAAUGACCCCAAUACAAAAUCUACAGUUUCGUGGUCAGAUGACAGAUUUGAUAUUAAAUAUUCUAAAGAUAGGUCAUUCGUCUAAUGGCUCAAAGGCACCGGAUAAUGAUAUUCAACUAAAAGGUUUUGUUGAUAUUAGCGAUCUAGAUCGUAACUUUUUGAUCAGCUUUUUGCCUUAUAUGAAAAUGUUUACUCCAUUGCAAAAUCUACAAUUACGAGCAAAAAUAUCUGAAAUAAUGUUGAAUAUUUUGCCUUUGAAAGUAAUGGACAAAUUUCGUUUAAUCGCUGAAGUGCACAAAAGACCCAUAUUGUGGGAUUUGCAGCUGACAGAGAGGCCGCUACAUGAAAUAUGUGAUAACUGGAAAGAGAUUGCAAAAAGUCUUGGUGAUGAUGUUACUGCAGAAGAUUGCAAAAGUGUAUGGAAAAGUUUACGUGAUGCUUAUCGGGUAGUUAAAUAUCGUAAACGAAAUCGUAUGAAAAGAGAUCAGCGAAGCGGUAAAUAUGAUCCUAAGAAGGAUUAUAGCAGUAAGUGGGUGUAUUGUGAACCCAUGAAAUUUUUAGAUGGUCAUUCCAAGUGUUCAAGGGAUAGCGAUUCCGAUCAGAGUUCAAAUUUGGCAAUAACGGAAAAUAACAAACAUUCUAUUAUUAAAAAUCAAAGUGAACUAAGAAGAGAUCGUAGGAAACGGAAUUCUUCCAUAAAUGAUGAUAAUAUAUCAUGUAACAGUAGUCUCUCAAAAACUGUACCCAAUGAAAUAGACUUGUUAGACGAUUCUGAUGAAGAAGAUUUGUUAAAGCGUCUGAAAUCCUGCGAGGAAUAUAAUGAAAACGAUGAAAGUAAAGUAUCGUAUACUAAACAAAAUCGCAAUGAAAUUAAACGUAAAUCGCCUAGCCGUCAAAGUCGCUUAAACAAGAGUUCAACACCCGAGCAAAAAACUAGUAAUGUCACAAAUGAAAAUCCUCUAAAACAGAAAUGCCUAAAUGAAAGUGAAUAUAUACCAUCGUACAGUAGUAAACCGCAAAGUUCUUACUAUCAAAUAAAUUUUUUAGAUGAGACUGAUGAGGAGGAACCAAUAAUAAGAUCACAACAUAAUCAAUUUGCUAAUGCUGAUAUAAAAGAAGAACCAGCUCUUGAUAUCGAGACAGUUUCGCAUGCCUUUUUAGAAAAUGAAAUUCAAUCGCCUAAGCUUCAAAGUCUGAAUGAGAGUUCAACACUUCAGCAAAAUGAAGUUCAUUCAAUUCAACCUCAAAGUCUUGCUAAAAAUUCAACACUUCAGCAAAACCGAAACAUAAAAGAAAAAAACAAACGAAUAACAUUAAGAAAAGAAAUUAACGCUAGCCAAGAUUUCCGACUAACCGUUCAGCAAGAUAUUGGCGAUCCAGAAUGUAAUUUUCUGAUUAGUUUUUUGUCUCACAUGAAAUCAUUAACAGCUUUACAAAAUUUACAGUUUCGUGUUCAAAUGUCUGAUUUAAUAUUAAGUUUUCUGUCUAACUCGUCUUCUGCUAAUGAAUUUAAAACGCCAGAAUGUAAUGCCAAGAUAGCGUUAGAUAUAAGAGAUCCAGAUUGUAAUUUUUUAAUGAGCUUUUGGCCUUAUAUGAAAUUGUUGACACCUUUGCAGAAUUUGGAAUAUCGUGCGAAGGUGUCCCAUUUAAUGAUAAAUAUUUAUUCUAAAGAUGAAAUCUCGAAAGAUAUUUGAAUGUAGUAUAUUAGUUUUUUUAAUGAAUUACUACUGUGUAAUUAAUACCUAGUAACUAGUUUUAAUUUUUUUCCCAUUAACUUAUAAUAGUUAUUAUUAAUUUAAACAAUUAUUUUAUUUUUCUAAAAAUAAACAAUAAAAAAAUAUGAAUU
Lucilia cuprina (Australian sheep blowfly) is the source of this 2494-nucleotide messenger RNA. RefSeq lists its product as uncharacterized. Gene Ontology annotation, cellular component: transcription regulator complex; nucleus. Gene Ontology annotation, molecular function: DNA binding. The coding region runs from base 15 to 2342 and encodes 775 amino acids. The record is from RefSeq and is a predicted model, not a curated record. NCBI's taxonomy places the organism in Eukaryota, Metazoa, Arthropoda, Insecta, Diptera, Calliphoridae. Gene Ontology annotation, biological process: regulation of transcription by RNA polymerase II. The transcript has 5 exons.